CCCGGCAGUUGAUUGGCGCGCGGGGAGGACGCGGUCAACUCCGGUCCCCGACUUCGCUGCGGAGAACUUUCCACCAGCUCGGCUCUUCGUCACUUUUCGCUCCAGAAAGUCGUCCACGCUCAGAACUCCGACCAUUUUCCUGCUCAAUAUUCCUUAUUUAAGCCUUUGGACGUAGUGCGGUGUCUCCUUUCCCCAGACAGACAACCGUGCGUGAUCUGGGCAGACGACAAUGCUUCUCUCACAAGCCCGGGGCCGCCUGCCCUCUGCUCUGCGGAGCUUGGCCAACCAGCAAUCCAUCCGCCCAAUCUCAACCACUCUCCCCAGGCAAAAGGCCUCCCCUACCGACGAGCCCGUUCUCAACAAGGUCUCCCGCCAUGUCACACAGCCCAAAUCCCAGGGUGCCUCCCAGGCCAUGCUGUACGCCACGGGUUUGUCAGAGGCGGACAUGAACAAGGCUCAAGUUGGUAUCUCGUCCGUCUGGUACAACGGCAACCCUUGCAACAUGCAUCUUCUAGACUUGAACAACCGUGUCCGCGAGGGAGUGCAGAAGGCUGGAUUGAUUGGCUUCCAGUUCAACACCGUUGGUGUCAGUGAUGGAAUCAGUAUGGGUACCAGCGGCAUGCGUUACUCGCUGCAGAGUCGUGAUCUGAUCGCCGACUCCAUUGAGACCGUCAUGGGUGGUCAGUGGUAUGACGCCAACAUCAGUAUCCCCGGUUGUGACAAGAAUAUGCCCGGUGUCCUGAUGGCCAUGGGUCGCGUGAACCGCCCCAGUAUUAUGGUCUACGGAGGCUCAAUUAAGCCCGGCUGCGCGUCAAUGCAAAACAACGCCGAUAUCGACAUUGUCUCUGCCUUCCAGGCUUACGGUCAGUACAUCACAGGCCAGAUCAACGAACCCCAGCGUUUCGAUAUCAUCCGUCACGCCUGCCCCGGAGGCGGCGCUUGCGGUGGUAUGUAUACAGCCAACACCAUGGCCACAGCCAUUGAAGUUAUGGGCAUGACCCUCACCGGAUCCUCGUCCAACCCCGCCGAGUCCCAAGCCAAGUACGACGAAUGUGUGCGCGCAGGAGAGGCCAUCAAGAGGCUGCUUGUUGAAGACAUUCGCCCCUCUGACAUUUUGACCCGUCAGGCCUUUGAGAAUGCCAUGAUUGUUGUCAACAUCACCGGCGGCUCUACCAAUGCCGUCCUUCACCUCAUCGCUAUUGCCGACUCCGUCGGUAUCAAGCUCACCAUCGACGACUUCCAGGCCGUAUCCGACCGCACUCCCUACCUCGCGGACCUGAAGCCUUCCGGAAAGUAUGUCAUGGCCGAUCUUCACAACAUUGGCGGUACCCCCGCCCUCCUCAAGUUCCUCCUUAGGGAAGGCGUCAUUGACGGCUCCGGUAUCACUGUCACUGGUGAAACCCUCGCCAAGAACCUCGAGAACGUUCCCGACUUCCCCGAAGAUCAGAAGAUUAUCCGCCCUCUCUCCAACCCCAUCAAGGAAACCGGUCACAUCCAGAUCCUCCGCGGCUCCCUCGCUCCAGGCGGCUGUGUUGGUAAGAUCACCGGUAAGGAGGGUACAGUCUUCACGGGCAAGGCCCGCGUCUUCGACCACGAAGACGACUUCAUUGCCGCUCUCGAGCGCAAGGAGAUUAGCAAGGAUGAGAAGACCGUCGUCGUCAUCCGCUACACCGGUCCUAAGGGUGGCCCUGGUAUGCCUGAAAUGCUCAAGCCUUCCUCCGCCCUUAUGGGCGCUGGCCUCGGCAACUCCUGUGCUCUCAUCACAGACGGCCGCUUCUCCGGCGGUUCCCACGGUUUCCUGAUCGGUCACAUCGUCCCCGAAGCCGCCGUCGGUGGCCCCAUCGGACUCGUCCACGACGGUGACGAGAUCACCAUCGAUGCCGACAACCGCGUGCUCGACCUGCACGUCGAGGAGACGGAGCUUGCCACUCGCCGCAAGCAGUGGGAGGCGGACAAUGCUGCGGGUAAGCUGCCGCAGACUGGUCUGAACCUGCGCGGAACGCUGGGCAAGUACGCGCGUAAUGUGAAGGAUGCCAGCUCCGGCUGUAUCACCGAUGCGUUGGAUUAGAUGGUUGUCUUGGGAAAUGUGUGGAUUGUAUACGUAUACCUGAAUGAGCUGUAUCUUUUUUUGUAAUAGCUGGCUAGCUUUGGUUUGAUAAGAUUUAGAGAUCGAAAAGCGCUUCUAUUCUUCCACACCUCAUCUCCUCACUUGUAUACUUAUAUAUUGCUUGCGUACUUGUUUACCAGCAGGAGAUUACGACGAAGUGACCACGAAGUGACUUCAUAUGGGGGAGUGAGUGAACCUAUCAUGUGUUCCUAACUAAUUAUUAUAAUAUCCCACAAAUUUGUCAAAUUACAACCUAAUCAUCUCAAUCUGCCUUGAACAAAUCUACCACACGCGCUCCGUCCUCUUCCACGUCUUCACAAACUCCUGCUUCUCUCGAACCCCCAGCCCAACCCUCUUCACGCGCCCCAACCUCGCAAGCGAAUCCCCCACCGUGUCCAACACAACCUUCUCAGCCGGACUAAGGUCAACCUCUACCUUCCCCGACGCAGAUGCCACAUCACCCCCUUUAGACGCACUCACCUCUUCCAAGAUAUCAAAGUAGUUCGUCUCGUAUGUCGAGUUCUUGAUCCGCGGGCUUACGCUCAACCCCUGCGGGCCCGAAACAACCGCCUCGGCGAUGCGCACGCGAAUAUAAUGCGUCGGUCUGCUGAGGAGUGCCCAGAGGAAGCUGAGAUACGAACCCGGAAGCGGUGUGACGACGUCCUCGGGCGAGUAGCGCAGGGAGACGGGGAAGAUUUUCCCAUUCGGUGCGACGCUUGCCAGGGAUGGGGAGAGCGGGAGGAUUCCGCGGCCGUUAGUGGUGGUGCAUUCGGCGAAGACGACGAUUGGGCGGGUCGAGUAUUUGCGCGCGAGCGCGGACAGGGUUGUUGUCUUUGUACCGCUUGGUGGGGAGAGUUUAGGAGAGGAGAAGGCGCGCAGGAUUGCGGUUAGGAGAGAGAUGUGUUCUACCUCGCGGGUGUUGGGGUAUGAAGCUGUGAAGAUGGGGUCGAAGAUUACGGCGAGGUAAAGGGCGUCGAUGGGGGAAGUGAAGGAGGCGGCGAUUACGGAGCCCGGACCGGGGAGGCGAGAUUGUUGUUUGGAGAGGUAGCUGCUAUUCUAUUAGUAGGUACUUCUGUCCAAGCCAGGUCAUUCUAGAGAUCUGAGGUACUCACCCCUUUCGCACACCGUCCACCUGGAGAUCGACCCACCAGAUACUCGGGAUGCCGAGUAUACACCACAGCGCUGCCUUCUUACCCAACGAUCCAAUAGGAAGCCAUUGUAGUACCAGGAAAUAGCUCACGCAGGUGAAGAUGAAGAACGGGAGUCGGAAGAAGAAUAAAGACAGCCGUAUCGGUAGCGGAAAGCAGCCAGACACGGGUUGCGGUGGGAGAGGGAGGAAAGGAGCGAUGCCGGAGCCUGUAGAACGACUGUUAGCUCAAGAAGAAUUUUGUACAGUGCUCAAUGGGUUUGCGAACCUCGAUCGCGAAACUGAGAGAAUUUCUCCAUGGAUAUAGAACGGUGCUUGAAUAUGUGAAUGGAUUGAGAGUGAGGGGCUGAACUUUGUGUAGCUUUGCUAUGUGGCCAUCGCAGUGUGGAGACGGGGGAUGAUGGGUGUAUAGGUAGCUCGGUGAGAUCAGGUGGAAGACAAAGCGCGGUGGAAUGUUUUCAGUCCUGAAACAGAAACAGGAGUUCACGUCUCUGGAAGUUGCGAGUGUGGAGUGUGCGAAGUGGUCAGCUCUGGUCAUUUUG
Messenger RNA from Aspergillus calidoustus, 3796 nucleotides. Lineage: Eukaryota; Fungi; Ascomycota; Eurotiomycetes; Eurotiales; Aspergillaceae. The record is from the annotation of a GenBank genome assembly.